CGGAGCAUUUCGCCCCACAUGAAGCUGUGCCGCCACACUCUUUAGUACGCACAUUUCGGCCAUUGUAUAUUUGAGUUCUCCCACCAAGCCAACAAAUACCAGUUACUCGCGCACAACAGACGCGAAGACAACAAAUCGAACGAUCAACGCAAGUAAAACGAUUAAAUCGCUUGAGAUUAGUGGCAAACUAAAUAAAAUACCUGUUGAAAUUAAGAAACUAAUAUUAAAGUAUCGCUUGUGAGAGGUAAUUAAAGCGUUUUGAGGAUUAAGUGGACAACAUAUAGUAUUCAGCGGCUAGUGUAAAUUGGCAAAGACGACGGUACGCAAGGAAUUACAAGCGAGAUUGUGCAAAAUAAGUGAGAAAACUCAAAAAGUGUAGUGCUUCCAUCUACAAAUCACAAAUUUUCAUGACUAUCCGCAUACAGAAAGCGUCAUAAGAAAGUUUGGUGUGAAAAAAGAAGAGAGAAAAAAGUGAAGAGUUUGAAGACGAGAAAGCAUUUUCGAGCAGAAAAAAGUUGGUUUUUGAGCAGAGCGAAGGCGGUGCAAAGACCGAAGAGCAACAGUAAACAAUUAAAAUCAAUUAUCGUUACUUAAUUUGACUAGCACAAACACUACAAAUUUGCCCGCAUAAUGGUCAAGGCCGAGAGCAUAAAGUACGACGACAAUCAAGUGCCGUACAUCGAUUUGGGUACAGCAAUUAUACGUAUGGAGAAAGAAGAAGCACCAGAAUGGGCUUUGGAGAAAGCGCGUCAGGAAUUACGUGAAUUGCCGGAAAUAAUGGAACCUGCUAUUAAAAAGUUACGUGAGUUAAUUGAAGAGGAAAAACACUUAAAGCUGCCUUUGGAUGAUGAAUAUAUGAAAAUGUUCCUGCGUCCAUGCCAUUACUAUCCAGAGUCGGCGAUGAAAAGGCUCAAGAACUUCUAUCACAUGAAAUCGAAAUAUGGCGCUCCCUGUGAGAAUAUUGUGCCCAGUAAAUUGCGUAAUGUUUUCGAAGAGGACAUUUUGGCAUUGUUUCCCAACAGAGAUCAACAUGGACGUCGAAUUCUCGCCAUUGAAGCAGGAAAGAAAUGGAAACCCUCUCGUGCUCCACUGGUCGAUCUAUUCCGCACAAUACAACUAACAGUCUUGGGCUCCAUGGCUGAACCGCUUUCACAAAUCUGUGGCGCUAUAGUCAUUAUCGAUAUGGAAGGCCUACCCAUGAGCCAUGUUAUGCAGUUUACACCAUCUUUUGCUGCCAUGUUGCUGGACUAUGUGCAAGAAUGCAUUUGUAUGCGUCUCAAGGCGGUGCAUAUUGUAAAUAAUUCCUAUAUAUUCAAUAUGUUAUUUGCUAUCUUCAAGCCGUUCAUACGCGAAAAGCUAAGGAAGCGGAUUUUCUUCCAUGGUAAGGACUGGAAGUCGCUGACGUCGCAUGUCGAUAAGAAUGCGCUGCCUGUGAAAUACGGAGGCACCGGCACUUGGGAACUGCCAUCCGGCAAGCUAUUGGGUGAUUUCUUCGAAUGCUACUCAACUGAUUACGAAUUGGCGGACACUUAUGGAUUUACGGAAGAGUAUCAAAAGAAGAAAUAG
Molecule: messenger RNA, 1566 nt
Organism: Bactrocera latifrons
Lineage: Eukaryota; Metazoa; Arthropoda; Insecta; Diptera; Tephritidae
Product: alpha-tocopherol transfer protein-like
Exons: 8
Coding region: 631-1566 (311 amino acids)
Cellular component (GO): membrane
Molecular function (GO): phosphatidylinositol bisphosphate binding
Source: RefSeq, a predicted model, not a curated record